Molecule: messenger RNA, 1449 nt
Organism: Colletotrichum orchidophilum
Lineage: Eukaryota; Fungi; Ascomycota; Sordariomycetes; Glomerellales; Glomerellaceae
Exons: 6
Coding region: 1-1449 (482 amino acids)
Biological process (GO): transmembrane transport
Molecular function (GO): transmembrane transporter activity
Source: RefSeq, a predicted model, not a curated record
AUGGUCACUGACAAACAAGUCGAAAUUAGGGCCGAGCGACGAGAUGAGGAUGGUGAUAUCUUGGUUGACUGGAAUGGAGAAGACGACGAAACUAUGCCCCUGAAUUGGUCAAUGACUCGAAAAUGCAUCAACAUAGGACUAGUCAGUUGGUUGACCUUCAUCGCGUCCAUCGCGUCAGCCAUGUGUGCCCUCGGGGUCCCGGAGAUGAUGGCCGAGUUCCAUAGUGACAGCAAGGUCCUUUCAUCAUUCAUCGUGUCCAUCUUCGUCUUUGGAUACGCAAUUGGUCCAAUCUUCUUCGCUCCGUUAUCUGAGCUCUAUGGGAGACUGCCCAUUUAUCACAGUUCGAAUAUUCUCUUCACUCUCUUCAGCAUCCUCAGCGCUGUGUCACCAAACUUGCCAACCCUCAUCAUCUUUCGCUUCCUCUCCGGCGCUUCGGGCGCAGCUCCACUUGCCAUUGGUGGCGGUACCAUAGCGGAUCUCAUCCGGCCGGAGCGGCGCGGCUUGGUGGUGAGCAUCUACUUCGUCGGUCCAAUCCUCGGACCAGCCCUUGGACCUGUUGCGGCAGGAUAUAUCUCGCAGGAUCUUGGCUGGCGGUGGAUUUUCUGGAUCACUGCAAUACCUUCUGGUGUUUUCACCUUGAUAUGUUUUCUAUGUUUGUAUGAAACAUAUCCUCCAAGACUACUUCAUCAGCGGACUGUGGCGCUCAGGAAAGCCCAUCCCGAAAGUUCUUUCGCAGCUUCUGGCGAAAAAUCUGCGUUGAGCCCCGGUGCCCUCUUGCUCAACGCACUAGUUCGGCCAGUCAAGAUGUUCUUCUUAAGCCCCAUUGUGCUCGUGCUCUCAGCAAUCCUGGCCUUGGCGUACGGGUAUAUGUACAUACUCUUAACGACCUUCACUUCAGUUUUCACGUCAGAGUACGGUUUCUCGUUAGGCACAGUCGGUUUAGUUUAUCUCGGACUAGGCGUGGGCUUCAGCGUGGGAGAUAUAUGCAACGCAAUUUUCAACGACCGUAUGGCCAAUAAGAGAACAGCACACAGUGAUGGACACCGUCAGCCUGAGUUUCGACUUCCUAUUAUGACCAGGUCGAUUCUGCUUACCCCGUUGGGUCUGUUCUUCUACGGCUGGACUGCCCAGUACAAAUUGCACUGGAUACUGCCCAUCAUUGGCACUGCGCUCCUCGGCGCUGGCUUGAUACUGAUAAUGAUGCCAUUGCACACAUACCUAAUUGACGCGUUCACGACCUAUGCCGCUUCUGCGAUUGCAGCAUCGACCAUCUUCCGCUGCAUUGUUGGAGCGUUCCUGCCACUCGCGGGCGAGUCAUUGUUCAAUCAGCUCGGACUCGGUUGGGGAAGUAGUCUAUUAGGUUUCAUCUCACUUUUGCUCUGCCCGGUGCCUUUGCUUUUGCAGAGAUAUGGCAAGGCAGCCAGGGAGAAGUUCACCGUAACUUUCUGA